Symbiodinium pilosum is the source of this 207-nucleotide messenger RNA. NCBI's taxonomy places the organism in Eukaryota, Dinophyceae, Suessiales, Symbiodiniaceae. The record is from the annotation of a GenBank genome assembly.
AUGAUCAUCGAGUACAAGUUUGCCAUGAUAUGCCUGCUUAUGAGGAACGCGCCCAUCGCCACGAAGUAUGCCUACACUUCCACCGAGACGUGGACCAAGUUCAACACCGAGAUCAUCAGCGACGAGUAUAAAGCGUUUCAGAACAUGCUCACGGGCUGGUACAUCAUCCCAGAGAAGAACUUCCAAUUGCAGGCCGAGGUGGCCUUC